Lotus japonicus is the source of this 756-nucleotide messenger RNA. RefSeq lists its product as uncharacterized. The record is from RefSeq and is a predicted model, not a curated record. The transcript has 2 exons. The coding region runs from base 1 to 756 and encodes 251 amino acids. Lineage: Eukaryota; Viridiplantae; Streptophyta; Magnoliopsida; Fabales; Fabaceae.
AUGUGUCCUCUUCCAAACAAGUUUCCUACAAGGGGUCGGCCCAAUGAACCUAAGGGUUCUACCAGACGCAUUCCUUGUUCUUGGGAGAAUGUUGAUGCAGUACUUGGGUCAAAGCAAGGUAGCAACUCAUCAGCUCCAAAGGGCAAGGGGAGUAAGACCCGAUCAACAAAAUGGAAGAGCAUUCCUUCCAAUCAAUCUGCACCUAAGAAGAGAAGCAAGAGGAUAGCAAGCAAGUUAGAUCCGCCAAAGCACCCGAAAGGCAAAGUUUACUCGGCCAACUACAUCCAUGAAGUGCCCAAAUUCCUCCGUGAAUAUGUCAUUGACAUUCACAAUGUUGAAGAUGAUGGCAAUUGUGGAUAUAGAUGCAUUUCUUCCUUGAUGGGUAAGGGAGAACAAAAUUGGAAGCAGGUUCGAGAAGACAUGAUAAAUGAGCUUACAUUACGGCAAUGUGUUUAUCAUGGUAUGUAUGGCACCGACAAACAUUACGAAAAAGUACUACAAGACUUGCAUCUUUCUCCAAAUGAGUUUGCAACGGAGGAGAAGUGGUUAUCUGUGCCGGAUAUGGGCCACAUUGUGCUUAUUUCAACUGACUUUCCUUUGCCAACAGUUAAUCCACAAUGGAUUUAUCAUUGUACUGUUGAAGCUCGUGGUUGGCAGCUACCAUACCUGGAUUGCAUGGCUCUAUUCAACAAACUCUCCCGAGAGGCAAACAUGCAUAAGGUCGAUGGAGGAAUCAUAAAUCUCGCUGAAGAUUAG